UCAGAUCACAAUGACAAACACAAAUGUGUUACCUCUGUUUAGCACAUGAAAAAAAUUCAAGUACAGAAAAUGAAAAAAGAUCCUCUUCACAUGAAUUUCACUGCCUUUUUUUUAUUGUUGUUCUUUCAUGAAUAAACAGUUUAUUGUAGAAGUAAUAUUCAUACUAGCAUUCAUACCUGCGGCUAUCGGUUACUAUGCCAACUAUAAAGGAAGAUGGAUACUUAGUUUAUUCUGUUACCUGCUUUCUCUUUCAAUUCUCCUGGCACCUUUCUUUCUCUAUACCACCUUCAAAUGUAUUCAACACUGUAUGCCGCUGAUAUCACGUACACUGGUCAGGAUAAGCAACAGACUUCGACCUAUAGUACAAACAGUAUCAAAGAAUAGAGUUUUGGGACCAGCUAUUAAUCUUGUUGUUCGUUGCCAUUUCUUUGUCAUCUUUGUUGUCUUGCUGAUGAGCGAUCAACUGAUUCGCAAGCUACUGAAUCCUUUUAUACCACAACACGCAACAAAGAAGCAUCUAUCUGUCAUUAAUGUGGGUGACGCCAAAUUUUUCAGAUUAGGUAAUCAUCAUCGUCAUGAUCCACCCAAGUCUUCCAAGUCCUUUGAGACCGAAAAGGGCUUCAAGCGACCCGAGUACUCGUUGUCGAUGGCUCAUACUCUCUGUGUAGCUAGUAAAUUGGCAUAUGAGGAUGUUGACGUUGUCAAGCAUGAGCUCGAACAGGCUGGCUUUGAUGUCGUUGGCUCGUUCAAGCCAAUUGGAUACAAGAACGUAUGUGCCUAUGUUGUCGAAAAGGAAGGUGAUGUCCUCUUGGUGUUUAGAGGCACAAACCCACUCAAUAUCCAAAACUACGUUACAAACAUUGACGCUGGUCUCACUGAGAUAUUCUCGGCCGAUACACCGAUGGGUAAAGUUCACAAGGGCUUCUGGGACGCCAUGGGAGCAACAACGACAACACAUGUUCAGGAAGAAGAGACCCGUAUCCAUCUCGAACUCAGUCAUACCUCUCUGUUACAGUCGAUUGCCUCAGCCGUAAAAGCGACCAUGCAGAUCAUGCGUAUGGUGUCUUUCAACAUUUUCCAAAAUGUGAUUGAUCCAAUUGAUGCUAGCUGGGUUGCUACAUCAGAAGUAAGAUAUCAUAGUCUCUAUUCACAAGCAGAGACUUGGAUUAUGAGAGUCAUGCAGGAGCGAUCGGAGACAAGAAAAAGACUGUUUAUCACUGGCCAUUCGUUAGGUGGUGCCUUGGCAACAGUAUUUUUGGCAAAAAUGAUCCAAUCAAAGAGUUCAUUGAUACCUUAUUUUGCUGGUUUGUAUACCUAUGGACAACCUAAUAUUGGUGACGAGGCAUUUGGAAGAUCCUUUGGACCUGAGAUAACCUGUAAAAUAUUCAAUCACACUUUUAAUAAUGAUGUCGUGCCUCGUAUUCCCUAUUGGUAUAGUCCUCCUCCAGGCACACUUGUAUUUAUUGAUGCAGCCUACAAAAUUACCAUUUACCCACCGGAUCCCAAGACGAAUCAACCCGUACCUGUCCGUCCUAUAUCCUACCUCCAUCUGUCUGGUAUACUCAAUCGACACGUGAUCGGUCGAUUAAAGCAAGAAACAUCUGUACGCAUCUUAUUCCGUCUCUUGUUACCAUUCUUUAUCAACGACCAUUUCCCUUCUGAUUACAGUGACGCCUUACUUUCGGGUGAUGUCGAAUGGAUUGUUGUGGGUGAAAAUGAAGGAGGAAAUGAAGAAAAAGAUGAAAAGAUGAGACGAUACCAUGUGUAAUAGAAUUUAUUAUAAACAUUUAACAUUUUGGAAAAGUAUCAUUGUUGACAUGAAUGGUCACAGGCACGGACACAGGAGGCUGUUCGGGGCCAGUGGCAGGUGAUGAGUUGGUGGGAGGAGCGUAAUAAGGUGUGAAGAGAAUGGAGAAAUCAUAUUGAGAAGGUGGAUAACGAGAAAAGAAGUGGCAAUUAGGAACAUUA
Molecule: messenger RNA, 1968 nt
Organism: Rhizopus microsporus ATCC 52813
Lineage: Eukaryota; Fungi; Mucoromycota; Mucoromycetes; Mucorales; Rhizopodaceae
Product: alpha/beta-hydrolase
Exons: 5
Coding region: 128-1768 (546 amino acids)
Biological process (GO): lipid metabolic process
Molecular function (GO): triacylglycerol lipase activity
Source: RefSeq, a predicted model, not a curated record